AUGCCCCGUGACAAGUCUUCCAAGACCGAAUCCAAACCUUACACGCGGCCUGCAAAGCGCGAACCGUCAGCCAGCGACAGCAGUGAGAGCGAGUUCAAGCACACUCCCAAGCCCAAGCCCUCAAAGUCUGGCUCUGUCAAGCGCGAACCCAAGGAGCCCAAGGACAGCUCUGUCAACCGGCCCUGGACCGGCGCCGACUACCUUGCUCUCCUCGACCACAUCCUCGAGCACGGUACUAGCAAGGCCAACCUCGCCGACGCGGUGCCCGGCCGCACCAAGAGUCAGGCUUACGACGCGUGGCGUCGCCGCGCGCUCCCUUGCAUCCGCACCGCUCUCAUGGCGAAGGGCAACAAGGAGUCCAAGUGA
Molecule: messenger RNA, 366 nt
Organism: Apiotrichum porosum
Lineage: Eukaryota; Fungi; Basidiomycota; Tremellomycetes; Trichosporonales; Trichosporonaceae
Exons: 2
Coding region: 1-366 (121 amino acids)
Source: RefSeq, a predicted model, not a curated record